UCCUGCCACUUUCCCUUUCUGGAUCCGCUUCAGAAUCUCCAAAAUUCUGGUGACCAUGUCCGACGGCGAAGCUGAAACCUUGCGAAGCACCUUUCCCUCUUACAUGGCAGAAGGCGAGAGGUUGUACCUGUGCGGGAACUAUGCUAAGGCCGCCCAGAGCUUCAGCAACGCUCUUCACCUUCAGAGCGGAGAUAAGAACUGCCUCGUUGCCCGCUCCAAGUGCUACCUGAAGAUGGGAGACCUGGAGAAAUCCCUGAAUGACGCCGAGGCCUCACUGCAGAGUGACCCAACGUUCUGCAAGGGGAUUUUGCAGAAGGCGGAGACCCUGUACACCAUGGGAGACUUUGAAUUUGCCUUGGUGUUCUAUCAUCGAGGCUACAAACUGAGACCUGAUCGGGAAUUCAAGGUUGGAAUUCAGAAAGCCCAGGAAGCCAUCAACAACUCAGUGGGAAGUCCUUCUUCAAUUAAGCUGGAGAACAAAGGAGACCUCUCCUUCUUAAGCAAACAAGCUGAGAGUAAGAAAGCCCAACAGAAGCCACCACCUGUGAAGCAGCUGCUAUACAACAACACCAAGCACGAAACCAAGCGAAAGGGUUCACUCAAGAGCGAGAAGACCGUCCGGCAGCUGCUCGGGGAGCUGUACGUGGACAAGGAAUACCUGGAAAAGCUCCUUCUGGAUGAAGACCUCAUCAAAGGCACCAUCAAGGGUGGCCUGACCGUGGAGGACCUCAUCAUGACCGGCAUCAACUACCUGGACACCCGUAGCAACUUCUGGAGGCAGCAAAAGCCCAUCUACGCCAGGGAGCGAGACCGGAAGCUCAUGCAAGAGAAGUGGCUAAGGGACCGGAAGCGCAGUCCCUCGCAGACAGCCCACUACAUCCUCAAGAGCCUGGAGGACAUUGACAUGUUGUUGACCAGUGGCAGUGCCGAAGGGAGUCUUCAAAAGGCUGAGAAAGUACUUAAGAAGGUUCUGGAAUGGAACAAAGACGAGGUGCCGAACAAGGAUGAACUGGUUGGGAACUUGUACAGCUGCAUAGGCAACGCCCAGAUUGAACUGGGGCAGAUGGUGGCUGCCUUGCAGAGCCACAGAAAGGACCUGGAGAUCGCCAAAGAAUAUGACCUUCCAGAUGCAAAAUCAAGAGCCCUUGACAAUAUUGGCAGAGUUUUUGCCAGAGUUGGGAAAUUCCAGCAAGCCAUUGACACGUGGGAGGAGAAGAUUCCUCUGGCCAAAACCACCCUGGAGAAGACAUGGCUGUUCCAUGAGAUUGGACGCUGUUACUUGGAGCUGGACCAGGCAUGGCAAGCCCAGAGUUACGGUGAGAAGUCUCAGCAAUACGCCGAGGAGGAAGGGGACCUCGAGUGGCAGCUGAACGCUAGUGUUCUGGUGGCACAGGCACAAGUGAAGCUGAGAGACUUCGAGUCAGCUGUGAACAACUUCGAGAAGGCCCUGGAGAGAGCCAAGCUGGUCCACAACAAUGAAGCGCAGCAGGCCAUCAUCAGCGCCUUAGACGACGCUAACAAGGGCAUCAUUGAAGAACUUAAGAAAACUAACUACAGGGAGAUACUUAGGGAAAAGGCAGAGAAACGUGAGUCCCUCCCCUGCCCUUCCCUCACAGCAGACCUGCCAACUUGCCAGUCACCUCCCCAGGCCGGGGUGGCACUGCCCUCGGGGUCUGCUCAUUUAGUUGCCAGCAGCGGCUGCAUCCUUUCUUGGGCCAGGACCGGGCGAGAAUGCAGUUCACCUCAGCCAGGGUUUGCCCCCAGCCCAGCUGCCCUGUGAAUGUCUCCGGGUUAUUUAUUCAUUGUCUGGACAGUAGAGGGCAGUGUUGUCCAUCUUUUUACCUUGGGAUAGCCAUGGACCUGUUAAGCCUCUAUUGGCGACUUCCACGGGAACCACUUCCAGGAAGAGCAUGAAGGACACCCAGGAGGUGAUAGUGGCUUUUCUAUAAUUAUCAGAGACAAGGAUCAGGAACCCCUUUGGUCACAAGCAGCUCUCUGGGUGCCCCUCUUGCUUACAACCUGCUCACAUGAUUAUAAGAGAAUUCAGUGCUGAUUGCUUUCCACAGACAAAUAAAAUGGUGGCAGGAUGGGGACACUGGCAAAAAAGAACCUGUGUCAUUUCCUAGCACCUAUGACCUAUGCCAUUUUUGUUAAGGGAAGGAGGAUGCCUUUUUAUAUUUAUA
Molecule: messenger RNA, 2183 nt
Organism: Arvicola amphibius (Eurasian water vole)
Lineage: Eukaryota; Metazoa; Chordata; Mammalia; Rodentia; Cricetidae
Gene: Odad4
Product: outer dynein arm docking complex subunit 4
Exons: 11
Coding region: 56-1780 (574 amino acids)
Cellular component (GO): cytoplasm
Molecular function (GO): protein binding
Source: RefSeq, a predicted model, not a curated record